AUGGGAUCAGGGGAAAACAAAGUAGUUCUGCAUGGAAUGUGGGCAAGCCCUUAUGUGAAGAGAGUAGAAUUGGCUCUGAAAAUCAAAGGCAUACCCUUUGAGUAUGUGGAAGAAAAUUUGAGGAACAAAAGUCCACAGCUCCUCAAAUACAAUCCAGUGCACAAAAAGGUCCCCGUUCUUGUCCAUAAUGGAAAGCCAGUAUGUGAAUCACUCGUUAUUCUUGAAUAUCUCGAUGAAGUCUGGUCAACUGGACCUCAACUCCUGCCUAAGGAGCCAUAUCAAAGAGCCAAUUUUCGUUUUUGGGCUGCAUACAUCCAACAGUUGCUAGAGAGCAUAUUCAAACUCUUCAACGCUGACAAGGAAGCACAUGAGAAACCCCUUCAAGAAGUGCACGAGAAGUUGAGGAAUUUGGAAGAUGGUGUUAAGGAAUUCUACUUUCCUGAAGGAAGUCCUAAUCAUAUCUCAGCUGAAAACUUGGGGAUCCUAGAUGUUAUGCUGGUUUCAGUCCUAGGUCCCUUCAGGGCAAAAGAAGAGGCCUUUAGUGUGAAGAUUUUAGAUCCUGAGAAGAAUCCACUUAUUUUCUCAUGGAUUCAAGCUCUUAUUGAGCUACCUCUGGUCAAGGAAGUCGUCCCUCCACAUGACAAGAUGGUUGGGGUUCUUCAGUUUCUAAAACAAAGUGGCUUCAAAUUCUAAGCUAAAUUCCCAUCCAAGUUUAGUAUUUUAUGUUUUCAUUCACGGCUACAAGUCUAGUUUGUAGAAGUUCCUGCAGUGUGACUUCACUUUGUUGUUUAUGUUAA
Coffea eugenioides is the source of this 797-nucleotide messenger RNA. RefSeq names its product glutathione S-transferase U9-like. Gene Ontology annotation, molecular function: glutathione transferase activity. Lineage: Eukaryota; Viridiplantae; Streptophyta; Magnoliopsida; Gentianales; Rubiaceae. Bases 1 to 693 code for a protein of 230 amino acids. Gene Ontology annotation, biological process: glutathione metabolic process. The record is from RefSeq and is a predicted model, not a curated record. Gene Ontology annotation, cellular component: cytoplasm. The transcript has 2 exons.